CAGUUAUUUCUUCCAAGAAGACUGUCAGAGUAGGACCACUUAGAUUACGUCUUCAGGAUGAUUAGGGAAGUUGUGCUUGUAGCAUUGUAUAUGACAUCUAGCCAAGCUCUAGGAACCAUCUUCACGCACAUGGUAGAAGAGGACGACUCUCUGCUUGAAGAAUGGUUUGUCCAAUACCAAUCGGUAAUAUUGCAGGAGUGUGCCUUGCGGUGCUACACUGACACAGAAUGUUCGUUCCUAUCUCACAACAAUGGCAACUGUCACCUGUUUACCCAUUACAACGUUACAUCAACCAUGAAAGUCACCGUCCUUGGAAUGAAGACCUUUAUGAGGAAUUGGUGUCCCUCCCAAUACAGCCGCGUGGGAGACUCCUGUUUGCGAUUUUCGGAUACUUUGGAGAAGAAUGUCGACGCCCGAAGCCUAUGUCAGGAGGAGGACGCACGCUUGUUGUCCAUCGCCACCGACAGCAAGAUUCAAAUGAUCAUAGACUUCAUUGCUAAUAACGGUAUGUACUUUUUGAAAGCAAUCGUGCAGAUAACGAUAGUUUUGUAAUUUUGUAAA
Messenger RNA from Haliotis rufescens (red abalone), 561 nucleotides. RefSeq lists its product as uncharacterized. The transcript is spliced from 2 exons. Bases 58 to 552 code for a protein of 164 amino acids. Lineage: Eukaryota; Metazoa; Mollusca; Gastropoda; Lepetellida; Haliotidae. The record is from RefSeq and is a predicted model, not a curated record.